CUUGCAUCGAGCUAGCCGGCCAGACCCCGCCCUCUCUUCGUUUGUCAACAAAGGGGUUUGACAAGCUCGGAGAAGCCCUGCCCCCAUGUCUCCAUAAAAGGAUGAUUUGGCCAUACGCGGCCGACAAGCAAGCCGUGGGUAACCUCUCCCCUUCCCCGUCCCGUUCAGACGGUGCGUAAAAGCGGAGCUAUCAUGGCGGAGCGCGUGCAUCAGCCCCCGGCGAAGCGGCUCUGCUGUCGCCCGGGAUACGGUGCUGCGUGUCGGCAAGGCCAGCGGGCCGCGGGGGCGCCGUGCGGCGGCGGUGGCUCCUCCGGUGCCGCGCCGGGCGAGUCCAGCAAGACGCAGAACCCGGAGACCCUCCUGGACAUCGCGGCGCGCAGAGUCGCGGAGAAGUGGCCGUUUCAGAGGGUGGAGGAGCGCUUCGAGCGCAUCCCGGAGCCCGUCCAGAGGCGGAUCGUUUACUGGUCGUUCCCGAGGAGCGAGCGAGAGAUCUGCAUGUACUCGUCGUUCAACACCGGCAGCGGGGAGGAGAGCGGAAGCGGCGGGGAGAGCGCCGACGAAACGCGGCUGCCCUUCCGACGGGGCAUCGCUCUGCUGGAGAGCGGCUGCGUGGACAACGUGCUGCAAGUCGGGUUCCACCUCAGCGGCACAGUGAGGGAACCGGCCACGUCCUCGGAGCCCGAGCUGGUCUGCAACGUCAGCGUCAGCUUCGACCGCUGCAAGAUCACCGCGGUAACGUGCAGCUGCGGCAACAAGGACAUCUUCUACUGCGCCCACGUGGUGGCACUCUCGCUGUACCGGGUACGGAAGCCCGAGCAGGUCAAGUUGCGGCUGCCCAUCUCGGAGACUCUUUUCCAAAUGAACAGGGACCAGCUGCAGAAGUUCGUCCAGUACCUGAUCACGGUGCAUCACACCGAGGUGCUGCCGACGGCGCAGAAGCUGGCCGACGAGAUUCUGUCGCAGAACUCGGAGAUCAACCAAGUUCACGGAGCUCCAGACCCGACGGCCGGCGCCAGCGUGGACGAUGACAACUGCUGGCAUCUGGACGAGGAGCAGGUUCAGGAACAGGUCAAGCUCUUCCUCUCCCAGGGCGGGUACCACGGCUCGGGGAAGCAGCUCAACUUACUGUUCAGCAAGGUGAGGGAGAUGCUGAAGAUGAGGGACUCCAACGGAGCUCGCAUGUUGACGCUGAUCACAGAGCAGUUCAUGGGCGACCCCAGACUGGCGCUGUGGAGGCAACAGGGAACCACCAUGACUGACAAGUACAGGCAGCUGUGGGAUGAACUAGGAGCCCUGUGGAUGUGCAUUGUGCUGAACCCCCACUAUAAACCCGAGCAGAAGGGAUUCUGGCUUCGACAGCUUCGCAGGUGGAACAGCGUGGACGUCUGCCCCUUGGAGGACGGUAACCAUGGCAGCGAGCUGACCAAUCUGACCAACGCUCUGCCCCAGGGCCCUCCAGGCAACCCAGAUUCCCUCACUCGGCCUCACCGGACGGUGUUCACGCGAGCGAUCGAGGCCUGCGACCUGCACUGGCAGGACCCCCACCUGCAGCACAUAAUCACCGAGGACCACUACGCCAACUACUGUUACCACGACAACCUCAGCAGCUCCCUCUUCGACGGCCGAGGGUGGCCCCUGUGGCACGAGCACGUCCCGACGGCGUGCGCCCGAGUGGACGCGCUGAGAUCUCACGGUUACCCGAAGGAAGCGCUCCGGCUCGCCAUCGCCAUCGUCAACACGCUGCGGCGGCAACAGCAGAAACAGAUGGAGUUCUUCCGCACGCACAAAAAAGAGCUGCUCCAUAAAGGCAUAACGUCAGUGACCAACCUGGAGGGCUGGGUGGGCCACCCUCUGGACCCCAUCGGCACCCUGUUCAGCACCCUGAUGGAGACGGGGCGGGGCGGCGAGGACGGCGCCGCAGCUCUGCUCGACUUCUCAGGCUCGCCGGGUUCGGGUCGGAGGACGGCGCAUCCUGUUUUGCCGGUGGAGCGUUUCCUGGAGGAAGGAGAGUCGUUUAUGUCGCUGGCCGUGGAGACGGCUCUGAUUGGCUUAGGGCAGCAGAGGGUGAUGCCGGACGGCCUGUACGCUCAGGAGAAAGUGUGUCGCAACGAAGAGCAGCUGUUGGCCAAGCUUCAAGAGGUCAACUUGGGCGACGCGCUGGUGAAGAUCUUCAGGAAACAAGCCGCUUUCCUGCUCGAGGCUGGUCCUUACAGCGGUCUGGGGGAGUUACUCUACAGGGAGAGCGUCCCCAUGCACACGUUUGCCAAGUAUCUCUUCACCUCCCUGCUACCUCAUGACGCCGAGCUGGCGUACAAAAUUGCACUGAGGGCCAUGCGAUUGCCGGUCCUGGAGUCCACGUCCCCCUCCGGCGACUUGUCUCGGCCUCACCACAUCGUGUCCGUGGUGCCCAACCGCCUCCCCCGCUGGUUCACCCUCAGCCACAUAGAGACCCAACAGUGUGAACUGGCCUCCACGAUGCUCACUGCUGCUAAAGGCGACGCCCGUAAACUGGAAACAGUGUUAGAGUCCAUCCAGAAGAACAUCCACUCCUCUUCACACAUCUUUAAACUGGCCCAGGACGCCUUCAAGAUCGCCACUCUCAUGGACAGCCUGCCGGACAUCACGCUGCUCAAAGUCUCCCUGGAGCUGGGUCUUCAGGUGAUGAGGAUGACGCUGUCUACCUUGAACUGGCGGAGGAGAGAGAUGGUGCGAUGGCUGGUCACUUGUGCUACUGAAGCCGGUGUGUUCGCGCUGGACAGCAUCAUGCAGAGCUGGUUCACCCUCUUCACCCCCACCGAAGCCACCAGCGUCGUGGCCAGCACCGUGAUGUCCAACAGCACCAUCGUCCAUCUGCAUCUGGACUGCCACCAGCAGGAGAACCUGGCCAACUCGGCCCGCACCUUGGCCCUGCAGUGCGCCAUGAAGGACCCCCAGAACUGCGCCCUCUCGGCUCUCACGCUCUGCGAGAAGGACCACAUUGCCUUCGAAACAGCCUAUCAGAUUGUACUGGACGCCGCCGCCACGGGGAUGAACUACACCCAGCUGUUUACAAUAGCGCGCUACAUGGAGCACCGCGGUUACCCCAUGCGGGCGUACAAAUUAGCCACGUUAGCCAUGACUCACCUGAACCUCAGCUACAACCAAGACACGCACCCGGCCAUCAACGACGUGCUCUGGGCGUGCGCGCUCAGCCACUCGCUGGGGAAAAACGAACUGGCGUCGGUCAUCCCCCUGGUGGUGAAGAGCGUGAAGUGCGCCACAGUGUUGUCGGACAUAUUGCGGCGGUGCACGCUGACGACGCCGGGCAUGGUGGCGCUGCACAGUCGCAGGAACUCUGGGAAGCUGAUGCCUCUGGACAAGGCUCCGCUCAGGCAGCUGCUGGACGCCACGAUCGGGGCCUACAUCAACACGACGCACUCCCGGCUGACGCACAUCAGCCCGCGGCACUACAGCGAGUUCAUCGAGUUCCUCAGCAAAGCCCGCGAGACGUUCCUGAUGGCGCACGACGGGCACGUCCAGUUCACGCAGUUCAUAGACAACCUGAAACAGAUAUACAAGGGCAAGAAGAAACUCAUGAUGCUCGUUCGAGAAAGAUUUGGUUGACCCGACGACCAUGUUUUAAUACAUCCUUUCUGACUUGAAGUGAAAAUCCUCCUAAAAACAACAUUCGUGCAAAUCUUAUUCCUACGAUUUGCCGCGAAGGUCGACGGCGACAACGUGCACGACUCCCCGAGACCGAAGUGGAAUAAUUCACCGUGAAUGUUUCCUCUUCUUUUUUUUUUUCCAUCGGGAGUCGCAGGACCCGCCAGACUCACUGGACGUCCCGGGAAUAAAGAUGUGAAAUGUGUUUUUUAGGGUACAUUUUCUCCUAAGAAUUACAAGUUUUUGGAAAUUGAAGGAGAGAAAAAAAAGAAAAGAAAAGAAAAACACUGUUAAAACCAUAAAAAGGAACAGCUGAUAUCGAUGUGUAUAAAAAAAAAAACAAAAAAAACAUUAAGUUUGCGUGUUUCCCUUUAUAUAUGUAUGAAAGUGAGAGAGUAAGAGUUUUACACUGAGUAUAUUAUACUGUCCAGUGGAUUAAAACGUCCACCACGCACCUCCUACUUCCCUCAGCUAGACGUUCGACAGCCUCAAAGGAGACAAACGGCUUUAAACCAAAUGGAGGAGCUCCAUCUGAAGUGACACGUACCUCUUUUUAAAAGGAUCCAGCUUUACUCUUUUUUGUUUUUCUUUUUUCUACUCCUCACAAACCAGAAUUCAUUUUUAUUUUAUUUUUUUAGUUUUUCAUCUUCAGGCUGAUUGUUUUGUUUUUUUCGUCUCAAACAUUCAAUAUGUUUUUAAUUUACUGUUGCGGGAACACAAAAACAAAAAAACUGUCAACAUACAUUCUCAGGGAUUUCAACUAAAAUAAAAGAAGGAAGGAAAGAAAGAAAGAAAGCAAGCAAGACAAAAAAAAAAAAAGAGAGAACAAAAACAUUUUAUUGUCCUGUAUAUAUGAAAGUAUACGUCUGAAUAUUGAAAAAAAAAAAAUGUAUAUGUUAACUAAUUUAUGACAGAAUAUUCUAUGUGAGGCACAAUACUUGAAGCUGCAGUACUUUUUUUUUUUUUUUUUUUUUUUUUUUAACCAGAAAAAAAAAAAAAAAAAAAA
This is a messenger RNA of Cyclopterus lumpus (lumpfish), 4648 nucleotides long. It is a transcript of the gene zswim6, whose product is annotated as zinc finger, SWIM-type containing 6. NCBI's taxonomy places the organism in Eukaryota, Metazoa, Chordata, Actinopteri, Perciformes, Cyclopteridae. The record is from RefSeq and is a predicted model, not a curated record. Gene Ontology annotation, cellular component: Cul2-RING ubiquitin ligase complex. Bases 193 to 3603 code for a protein of 1136 amino acids. The transcript has 14 exons. Gene Ontology annotation, molecular function: zinc ion binding.